CCCACCCUGUCCCUCCCUACAAUAGUCCUAUCCCUAUCCUACUCUGACGUACACAAUCCGAAUCCACAAUCCCACUGCAUCAUGGCGGACAUCUCAAAGGACGACCUGAAGACAGAAAUUGCCGCAAUCCUGAAGGAUGCAGAUCUUACUAAAAUGUCUGCUAAGAAAGUCAGAGAGGAAAUUGAAGAAAAAUUAGACUGCGAUCUCUCCAGCAGGAAAAAAGAAAUUGACGACCUAGUAAUGCAGUGUUUAAAAGAAAAAAAAGGCAGUGGAAAGAAAUCAGGUAAGAAAAACGGAAAGAAAGACUCUGAUGAUGAAGGUGGAGAUGAUGAUGGCGAGGAUGAGGAGGAAGAAGAAGAAGAGGAAGAAGGAGGUGAUGAAGAUGGAUCAGAAGAGGAGGAGAAGCCGAAAAGAGCAGCCAAAAAGCCAGCACCCAAGCGGAAGAAGGGAAGCAGCGAAGAGUCUGAAGAAGAAGAUGAGAAGGACAGUGAUGACGAAUAUAGUCCAGCAAAGAAAGCUAAGGGUAAGCCCAAGGGUAAAGGCAGGAAGAAGAAGAAGGGCAGUGACUCAGACUCUGAUGAAGACUGGGGAAAAAAUAAAGCCAAGGCCAAGAAAGGAGGCGGUGGCAAGAGAGGAGGAGGUGGCUACACCAAGGUGUGCACUCUCACUCCUGAACUAGCUGCUGUGGUUGGUCAGGACAGCAUGGCUCGUCAUGAAGUUGUGAAGAAGGUUUGGGCCAUCAUCAAGGAGAAGAACCUCUAUGAUCCGAAAAACAAGCAGUUUGCCAUCUGCAACGAUGAUUUAUUUAAAGUAUUUGGUGUGAAACGUUUCCGUACCUUUGGCAUGAUGAAGUACCUCAAAGACCACUUCGUUGACUAGAAAACUCUUGAAUUUUAACGGUAUUUUUAUCAUAAUUUUCUUGAAUUUAGACUGUGAACAGGUACCUCAUGCGGUAUUGUGUUUUUAUUUAUAUAUAAAUAUUAUUUACAACACAGUUUACAAUCACCUAACAUCAUUAAUGUGUAGUUGUGAAUAAUGGAGGAUGUGUAUUUGUAUUGUGAUUAGCAGUAAUGUUAUAUGUAAAUCUAUUAUUUCAUGAUCAUUUUGAUAUUUUUUUUUAUGUCCAAAAUUUAUCUUUCACUACCUGGAUCAGUUGUACAUGAAUGUAUUUGUAAGUAUUUGCAGUAUAUAAAAUAUUGACUUGUG
Messenger RNA from Macrosteles quadrilineatus (aster leafhopper), 1206 nucleotides. RefSeq lists its product as uncharacterized. NCBI's taxonomy places the organism in Eukaryota, Metazoa, Arthropoda, Insecta, Hemiptera, Cicadellidae. The record is from RefSeq and is a predicted model, not a curated record. Gene Ontology annotation, cellular component: nucleus. Bases 82 to 879 code for a protein of 265 amino acids. The transcript is spliced from 7 exons.